Molecule: messenger RNA, 732 nt
Organism: Sabethes cyaneus
Lineage: Eukaryota; Metazoa; Arthropoda; Insecta; Diptera; Culicidae
Exons: 2
Coding region: 1-732 (243 amino acids)
Source: RefSeq, a predicted model, not a curated record
AUGGACCGCAAGCGGCUUAAUUGUGUAGAAUCACUGCGUCUAGCAGAUUCAGCCUUCGACAAACCGGGUCGAAUUGAUUUAAUCCUCGGGAGCGAUGUGUUUUGGUCUAUCAUGGAUAGUGGCAAAGUGAUGCGUGAAUCCGGCCUACCAGUAGCGAUUAACUCUUCUUUCGGUUGGAUCGGUGUUAGCAUGGACGUAGACAUCGACAAACCUCUUCGAAAAUUCUGGGAGGUCGAGGAGAUUAAUAAACCAAAACCAUUAACAUUCGACGAGCAGAAUGCAAUCGAUUUCUUUCAAACGACUCACCUACGCGAUGAGACUGGUAGAUUCACAGUUCGGCUACCAUUCGGUAGCAACAAACCUGCACUGGGUGAACCUCUAUCAGCGGCAACUCAACGGCUCAAGGCUAUGGAAAGGAAGUUCACUCGUGAUCCAACUUUCAAACGAAUGUACUGUGAAUUUAUGGCCGAGUACCAGAAUCUUGAUCAUAGGGAGUCAAUUCCGCCAGCAGAAGUUAACAAGCUACCGGAGGAGGUGUUUUAUUUUCCGCAUUACGCUCUAGUUACGUCCCUCGGUUCGUCGUCAAAACAAUACGGCAAGCGUGCGUGUGGCAUUGGUCCACCACCCGGUCAGACGACCUACCACCUCAAAGCGGCGACCUCGUUGAGGGAAAACAACCGGCUGCAGAGCAUACAUUCAUCAUUAGCAGUAGCGGUACGCGCUGCACCUUAA